AUGACAGCUGAAGCUACGGAGAAAUCGAGUGGCCAGACUGAGAAGAGAUCCGCGGCAAGAUGUCAUGGAUCCACGACGAGCGAAGAGAAGGAAGCGAUGAUUUACCGUGGCAAUCUGCUCAAGAUCUCCCAUUUUCUCACCAACUUUCGAAGCUACUUUGCGUGGAACGACGACGACAAACCGCAAGAUAUAAGCCAAGCUGAGGAAGACAUGAGUUUUGUGAUUACUCCUCGUGACGUUGAAAGUGCCUUGGAGUUUCGAUACUUGAUUCUCUGGAAGCAACAGCUCAAGGAUCACUACUGCUGCGAGGAAGAUCCAGAUGCCAAUAAUGAGACAGACGAUCAGGAAGGGAGGAUGGACUCAAGCAAUACAGGUGCCGGUAGCAUGAAAAUGAACAAAGCAAGACAAAAGCGACUGGAAGAACUGUCUGCAGAUAUUGAGCUCCGUCUGGCGGAACGAUCGGAAAAGCAAACCCAACGAGACAUUCAAGUGGCUCAAAUGCUAGAACGCUUUCAAGUCUGGUCGACCAAGGACCUGACACAUACACUGCUGAUGCCUCCAACGUGCGAUUGCGAAAACCUGAAAGAAGCAUCCACAGCCUGUUGGUCCAAACUACUGCAUAUUCCUUCGGCAGUGUACUUUGAUGGUCGAUGCCAUCAACCCAACGUGGGGGACAGGGUGGAAGCAACAAACGCAACACGUGAACCUUGUCUGGUGCCAGAAAAGGCAGAUCAUCAACAACAACAAAAACAACAAUCCACGGAACUGGCAUUGCCAAAGACCAGGUUCUCCAGUCUGUACCAAAGGACUCAUGUCAAAAACGCAAAGCAUCCAAUGUGCAGUCUGGUACUGCCUCCCAACAAUCACACAUGGGAAGAGUUUGCAAGGAUUGCUCAAACGGUGUCAUUUCUACCAGAAAAGGACCGUAGGGCUGCAGAAGAUAGUCCUUGCAGUGGCACUCUACGGACUAUGGAACGGUACAGCCAGCGAAAAAGGCAUAAAGCAACAUUAGCGGGGUUGAAGAGCGCACCCAAAAAGAUCAACAUUUACGCAGAAGACUUUGUCUUUCGACCACAUGAUUUAGUCGCUCUAUGGGUACGAGCGCAACGAAACUCGGUGGCAAUGCGACACUUGAUUCAACUUUUCACGAGGCCGACGCAACAAGAACUCGAUCAAAUAUUGAUGAAAACGAACAAGGACGAUGGCCGUGAUGAGAAAGACGACAACAAUAGUCAUCGCGUGGUGUUUCGGGGAAAUCACAAAAGCACAAAGAACCGGGUCUUGGUCGAAAGCAAACAAGUCAUGUCCCUCGUGGAAUGGGCCGUCCUCAAUCAGGUCCUCUUUCAUUGCGAGUUUAUGCAAGGCUUGAUAGCAAAGGAACUGCCAAAAAAGAGAGCCAGACCCGAUGAUCGGGACUCCAGACCAUCCAAGAAGAGCCGAUUUGAAAUAAUGACAAAGGAUGACCCUGAUGCAGUCAACAUCUCCGCGAAACUACUGAGAGCGUGUCAUUUACAUCUCCUUCGAUGGUUUGGCAGACGCAACCAACCCAUGGUGGCCACGUUGUUCUUCUCGAAACUUUUACUUUACCCCUCGCCGGCUGCUCCUUCGUUCCAUGAUAAAAACUUGGGACUACUGGAGCAAUGUCAGCAAGCUGGCGUCACAGAUGCAAUAGCUCUACGAUUGAAAUCGCUACCAGAAAAUGGCGUCAAUCCGUCUGAUAGGUCACUAGCUCGCAUUGAUCGACGAAUACAAAGCGGGAAGUUUGACGCAGAGCAGAGUGCCUUGGACGACCCCAACAACACAUCUCGGUUCUACCGGGCCAUGAGUCGCCUCUUGCAGGCUUGGAAAGAUGUGCUCGCCGAGAACGCUUCCAUUGAUGUCGACCCGGACAUGUUGAGGGCUUCUGUCGACGACUUUGAAGUCCUGUACGCAGAGUUUCAUCGUGUUUUGAUCGAAGAUGGCAUUGUUGCUGCCGCAAGGAGCCUGGUUGACUUGACAACACCUUCGGCAAUCGAGAAAUGCCGAGAUGGAGCAGUAGAACAAAUUUACUUGGAGAAUCUCUUGACGUAUACACCCUCCCCGUGGAAUGAAUGUUGUCUGUGUCAAAAACCGUCGCGGAAGCACCAAAAUGAAGCGUUGGAGAUAUGCUCAUGCUGCGAAACAGCGUAUGCAGAGGAAUGCUACCAAGUAUCGAUGAUAUUCGCUCAGGUUGAUCUGAAGCAGAAGAUACGUCCUUACUUGAGUUCAGCACUGUUGUCCGUGGUCCUGCCCGAAUCAGAAAUCACACCUGAUUUCCGCGGGGGAAACGCCUCGAAGAUUCAAUGGGAACACAUCACUCUUACACUGAAGAGAAGUAUCGAUGAGAAUGGCAAGAUGGAAAGCGCUGGGCUCAAGCUGCGACAGUGCAUCGCUUCACGAGAUGCACUCGACUAUGUCUUAUCCGGUCGCCUGGAUCUUGUGAAUCUGUAUGGAGAGGGGUUCGACGAGGAGUACCCAAUUGGCUUCAGCCAGGGCGUCGAAGGGUGUUUUGUGACACACGUCAGAGAUGACAGCUCUGGCCAACGAGCCAGUCUCAGGCCUAAUGAUGUUAUUGCGGGCCUUGAAUUUGUCUCCUUUGCAAAAGGCGAAACGCCCCCAUCGAAGCUGGCCCACAACUUUGCUAAUCUAAGCAAAGAGACCCGCUUAUGCCUUUUGUCGCAAGUCAAAUCCACCGAACUCAAGCUCUUUGUCAAGCGCCCUAGCGUUGAUGUCAUCGAACAGGUCACUCAAUGGAUUGCUCUCCUGCGAGAACGCAAUCAGUUCAUGUGGGAAGCCUUGGCCAAGGAAUCUUCAGUUUCCUUUUGUUGCAAGUGCCAAAAAAGCAAGCGAGACUCCUCUUCUGAUACCGACGAAAGCCAGCAAGAAAGGAUAAAAAGGGAGGCCAUAAAUUGCAGAGCCGUUCUCCGUCGGCUUGGUAUGGAGUCAUACAGCUUCGCCUUUUUCGACGAGCCGUCGUCUUCCACCGAAUUCGUGAGCCUACGGAGAUUGGACGCCAUGAUGAGCUGGAUCAUACAUUCCCACUCUCAACAAGCCGCCGAGAGUUCUCCCGCGAAGGAUCGCUUGCAAGCUUCGUUUUUCCAACCUAGACGGGUCGCUGCGAGCAAAGAUCGCCUAGAAUGGGCUCCACCAGAAUUGGAAGCAAAGCCAAACCUUCUCCUAGCAAAGGGUUUCGGAUUGCUGCUUCGCCGUAGCCGUAGUGCACCCAGUCACAACGAACAUCAUGCUGAAGAAGCGAAUUCACUCAUCAGUCACUUCAUUCGCCUCUUUUGUGCGUGGUGCGUUCCAAUACGCGAGCUUCCGAAGAGAGCGCCACCAUCAUGGGCUCUGAACGCCAGAGUGCCAUGGGUGAAGCCAAGCUGUACGGUUUGUUUCUCGCGGGCCAGUACUUGUGAGCGGAGCAAUUUGCCUGUUUGCGAGGACCAAUUUUGCUGCCGUGAUGCAAUUGAGUCCGGCUGGCUGGAGGACAGUGCUAGCUCCUAUGCGCAAAACGCUGCGCUUAUUGGCACAACAGUGCUUGUCUUCCCAGGUGACCCCAUUCUUGCUUUUGUCGCUCAAGAGGCCAUGCUGGUGAUAAAUUCGUUCGGGCGACCUAUUGAAUUCCUCGUGACCUUCUACUCGCCUCCAUUGCAAUGUGGUGAAGAAGGUCAGUUUUUUCUCCACCCGGUAAUAUCGCAAAUCCAGCUUCAAUACUUGCUGGAUCGGACUCAUCUGUUGAAGAAGCCUCGAUUACCUUUUGGCUCUGUUGACGAUUGGAUCAAAGGAUCCAUCCUGGACGAGAAAGGGGUUUUGAGGAUCACCCGUGAAAAGUUGGACGGUUUGCGAAUGGAAACGAGCGCAUACUUUGCCUCCGUUGGUACUCAAAUCGAGGAAUUUGCUCAAUCGGGCACUCUGAAGGAGGAAAGGACGCUCGACUGGAAAGAGCAUCAGAAUUGGCUCUCCUGCUCUCGCAAGGAUAGCGUUUGUGGACAGGACCUCCUCCAGCAGAUCAAAGUGUCCGAUUUCUUGGCUGUAUCCACAGACCAGUGUUGCAAUCUUGUCGAGCGUCUAAUCGCAUCAGCCACUCCUGUUGUGCGAUUAAUGCUUGCUUCCAACGACCAUCAGAGGGACUCCAUCAGAACCAUAUUGGAGGGCAGUGACCUUGGGACGGUGUGCAAUGAUUUAUGUGCUGCGCCUGGAGGUGACCAAGAAAGCGAGGACGACGGCGACCAGAAGUUAAAAAACCUCAAGUUUUGCCUCCCGGGCUUAGACUGUGACGUGGUUUACACUGAUUUUCACUACAGCUCGGAUCAGGAAGAACUUCAUCUAAAGGAGGCACUCAUUAGUCUCGAUCCCCUCUCAAUGCCCGCACAAUCGGAGACCAUGGACCCCGCUGAGGCCAUAACAAUCGUGCUGUCUCGAGAUGCAGAAUCGCCGAAAGAGUCUCUCGGAAGCACUGGACCGGAAUAUAGAGGUGUUGGAUGGGGUGUGGAGCUUCUUCGUUGGCACGGGGAGAACAUGUUGAGAGUUGGACGAGUUCAUCCUCGAUCUCCGGCUUCGGAGGCGGGGUUGCAAUCACAUGACGUGAUUUUGUCAUUGAAUGAACGAGCUGUCGGCCGGGGGAAUUCCUGGACACAUCCUUUGCUCGUUUGUUCGUUUCUGGGGAUGCGAAUAUCUCCCAUGGGAAAGGCAAAAGAUCAUUUUGGCGUCAUCGCAUCCGCCUUGAACGCUACAAAGGGUCCAGUUCAAGGGCCAGUGAUGCUCAAGGUAAACCGAACGAAGCAACCGCAACAAUCAUCUUCUACCCGCCACACGACCUCCGUUGUAGAUCUCACUACUGAUGAAACUGCGCUUGGUUCGUCGCGACCUGCCCAAAUGCCUGCUGGCACAGCUGACAUGAAUGGCACCAACGCUGCUUCCGUUAGCCAAACCGUCCCGGUUCAACGUGUUGCUGCAAUGGAUCCAUCAACAAUUAACGCCGCAGGAACUGCUCGUCACCAAUCACCUGAUUCAGCUAUGAAUCGAACGGCGGGGGCUGGAGUGGCGCAACCAGGCGAACAGGCUGUACAACUAUUCUCUGGUGGACGGACCCCUGCUGAGCAGGCCCAGGCACUUUCACAUGCCCGAAAUGCCUUGCCACAGUUGAAACAUGCAGUAUUCGCGACCUUGGAUUACCGCCCGCCCUUGAGGCCACGGCAUUUGCACCAAGCACAGGAUGGCCUGGGAAGCCGACUUGUGCUGACAAAAGUUGAAACGUCCGUUCUCUUGGAAGCAAUUCACCAGGGCAUGUUUGAAUUGGGUCUGCGGAUGCUCUGUCCGAGGUACACACUGCAAAUACUUGCCUUGCAGCUGCUUGAACUUAUCAAGCACAAGAAUAACCUUGGCGUGGCUCCCCGAAUAGCAGACACUAUUUUUCGGGCUUUGCUUGGGAAGGAUUAUGAACGAUACAAAAAGGAACCGGCAGGGAUACCUCCAGUAUUCCUCGAUUCCACGGGAUCGUACGCCCUUCCCACCGAUAUCCUUCCCCUUGACCGUCUAGCAGAAGACGAGUUCAAGAAGCAGCAUGCACGGCAGGUAAAUGCACAGAGGCAGCAGCAGCAGGUUGCACCACCACAACAGCCUCCCCAACCGGUGAUGUUGGUACAGCCACAGCAUCCGCAACAGCGCCCUACCAAUCCUCAGCAAUAUGCACAUGGUCUGAGCUACAACCGAACCGCACGCAGACAACAAGAAUACUAUGGUGGACAACCUGGGUGGCAUGGUAGUGGCCAAAUGCACCAACACCGCAAUUUCGAUAACUAUGAUGGCAAUGCACACGAUCCAACGGAGAGAAUUCGAGGAGGCUCCCCGCCGUCCCCUACCGGUUCAAACGCAGGGAGCAUAUGCAAUGAAAACGAAGGCUUGUUGACUGUUCCAGUGGAGAAAUGGCAUGGCCAGCUUGUAACAUUCAUUGACGAAUCAGAGCGCGAUGGAAAAACUAGCGAGGAAAAGUUCUUUGCCUAUGUGAAUAUCACUGCAGACCUGAAUAUCAACAAAAGCACCAAUUUGGAUGAUAUUGAAGUGAUUCCGGUGGUUAUAUUCUUUUCCUCUAGUUUGGGAGUGUAUAGCGAAGUCAAAACCAUCAUGUACGAUCCGGCUGAUCUUUCCCCGAUUGAAGAGGGAAGCCAAGACGCUGUGACCGCCGCCAAUGCCAUGCGGGACGGUAAAAUCAAGGUCCCAGGUCUUGGCGAUUCCAAUCAAACGGUGCAAAAAGAAGCCGGGGCUACCGGUACUCUUUUAUCGUCUGAAAGCAACCAACCAAUGCAUCUCAUUCGCGACGAGGAUCCUAACCAAAAAUCUCCCAGAAUCGAUGUGAGAGAUUUGGCGAUGGCUGAUGCUGGAGCAUCCACGAGUACGUCAAAACUACUAGUACAGCCAUCGCCCCCAAGUAGAGCUACGCAGGCAGGGGCGGGUUGUUUGGUGUCCCCAAAUGUGAAUGUAAAUGUGGACGAGAUUGCUGCAUUGUACGCAGGCAAAAGCUCUGGCCGGAAAGACGUGUUGGGUCAUUUUCCAGACGGGAGAUCGAUGCUUUGGCUACCGAACGAUCCUUGUGCGCUCUACGUUGAAGAGCUCGCUCGCAACCAAGUUCAUGUAUGCGAGGACGUCUUCAGAAAGCUUGUUUUGGAUCAAAACAACGAGAGGGAAUCGAAUGCAAGGCUUACGCUUGGCAACCAUGCCCAUUCUUGCCUGUGGGGUUGCACAUAUUAUGAACAACAGAGCCCACAAAGUCAGCUGCAACUGGUAUCGUUUCCAUCUGAGGUGGAGUUGCGGAAACACUACGUCGACACGCAUUCUUUUGGAAAUGGAAACAAGCAAGCCUGUCAGUUUGAGAGCUCUGCCAAGUUUUUUCGAGUGUCAAAUACCCGAACUGUUCAGAAACUCAUUGCGCAACUCACGGCGGCAGCAUGCCUCUGCUCAGCCAAGCUGAGCGACUUGGCGAAAACCGGUGAAGCCGCUGCUUCUGUUGUCGGUCCGCAUGGUUCCACAAUUGUUUGUGGACCAUCUAGAUUUCGAUUGUCUCUCAGUGUCGACGAUAUAGUCUCUACGAUAAGGUCCGGACCACGAGCAGUCAAUCGGUCCCAAUCCUUCCAAGCCAAUCCUUUGCACCAGAUUCUUCCACUGCUAGCCAAGACAGUGUUUCUGUUUGACUUGAAGAGCGACACGUCCCUACGAUUGUCAAGUGGAGCUCUGAAAGGCCUUCAGAAUGUUGAAGCGAAGAAAGAGUUAGGAGGGCUAUCGUUACCGCCAUACAGGAGUCACUGCAGCAUUUUUCCGCAAUCUCCAGCUAGAUCGAGCGGUAAAUGCACCGGUUGCUCUCUGUGCGUCCUUGAUGCUGAAAGAACACUCGAGCACCACACCGCCAACAAGAGAUACAACUGCGGGUUUGGAGAGACCGACUUAUCGAUGCCUGUUCCUUGUAGCAGAGGAUAUCUUGGUUUCGCGAAGCUGCUCCUCCUCAGGAUUGCAAGGGACAUACCUACGCAAUUGCAACCUUCUCUUUUCAACGGAAAAAAGGACGAACUUGGCAAUCUCCGAAAGCAAGUGUGGAAACCGACGGUUGGGAGAAGCUUCCGCCGUUUCAUCCGCCAAAGCACGUCAAUUCAAGCCGUGACCCAAGCUUUUGUUGUGCUACUCGCAAGUGUCGAGCUGCGAGAAUUGCCGCUCUGGUGGAAAGCAGAGCAAUUUGGAUGGUCUGAAGGGACCCAGCAGCUACUUCUCGCACCUUCGAAGUCAGCUCUGAUUCUUAACAUGAAUCUGUUUGAUCUAGCCCUUUCAGAGUAUAUGGGAAGAGUCCAAGGGGAAAGGCCCUACAGAACUCUCGUUGACGGGUCGCACAACUUGGUCCCCGAAAGCUUCCGAGGCAUGCCCGCUGAAGCGCGCAUUAAAGCUGUCCUGGAGGCAGCUGCCAAACAUGAUCUGCCAAGGUUUCAUGGCGUCCAUGCUUCCGCAUGUUGCAUCUGUGAAGAGGAGGGUCGUCUAUUUCGGUGCGAGUUCUGCGAUUGUGUAGUGCACAAGGAAUGUUGUUCUCCCGAACUGCAAGAUCCUGAGCAAUGGGUGUGCAACGCUUGUGCUGUCGAUGUCAUGGAAUUGACAAGUGACUAG
This is a messenger RNA of Seminavis robusta, 8157 nucleotides long. The record is from the annotation of a GenBank genome assembly. NCBI's taxonomy places the organism in Eukaryota, Bacillariophyta, Bacillariophyceae, Naviculales, Naviculaceae.